Dentiscutata erythropus is the source of this 462-nucleotide messenger RNA. Lineage: Eukaryota; Fungi; Glomeromycota; Glomeromycetes; Diversisporales; Gigasporaceae. The record is from the annotation of a GenBank genome assembly.
AUGCCCACUGUCUCAGAACAAUACACAAGUUAUUCUUCUGCAUCAGGAAAUUGUAAUUUAUUAUCUUCAUUUACACAAAACGCUACGUCAACGUACAUGUUUAAUGAUGUACGGCAGCGGCAAAGAAAUCAUCAGCAAAUUGAAGAAAAUCACAAUUCAUUUCAAGAUUCUUUACAAUCAGAUUCUAUUAAUAAUACUAAUCCUGUAUACGAACCUCGUUCUCCAACACAAUCUUCUUCUUCUUCAAUUGAAACAGUAGAGUCUGGUGAUAGUAAUAGUUCCACGGUAACAUUAAGUGGACUCUCUAAUCCAAUAACCACCUCCUCACCUUUUUAUUCGAUUUUUUCUGAACAAAAAGGUUAUUGGAUACCUAACUUGUCGACUGCGUCUAAUGAUGAUGAGUCCGUAUGGCAGAAGUUUCAACCAGAUCAACAAAGAUGGCGUCUUACGGCCGCUCCUUCA